Lactuca virosa is the source of this 1151-nucleotide messenger RNA. The record is from the annotation of a GenBank genome assembly. Lineage: Eukaryota; Viridiplantae; Streptophyta; Magnoliopsida; Asterales; Asteraceae.
AAUACCUCGGUUCGUGUUGGGGUUUGGGUGUUCCGUGGUGGUCAACUGUUGGUCCCUAUAUGAAUCUAUGAUCCAACAUUUGGGUAUCCUGGAAUUCUGAACACGUGACCGAGGGUUUGAGGCAAUGCUCAUCGUCAAAGCAAACCACCGCAGCAGAAAAUAAGAAAGGCGACGAGCAGCGUGGAGGAGGCUCUUUUUAUCAACAUAAUCAAUUAAUGGCGUCGUUCAAUUGGGUUUCCUUUCUUAGAAUUACUCUCCUUCUUCUCCUCGUAGCCGCCAUCACCGUCGCUUGCUUUACUCUGCCCGUUGAAAAGACAUUGAAGGACUUUUUGUUAUGGAUUGAGCAAGAUCUUGGUCCUUGGGGUCCUCUUGCAUUGGCUGUUGCAUAUAUUCCUUUAACAGUUCUGGCAGUUCCUGCAUCAGUACUUACUCUGGGUGGUGGUUAUCUCUUUGGUUUGCCUAUCGGUUUUCUUGCUGACUCCAUUGGUGCUGUGAUUGGUGCAACUGCAGCAUUCCUUAUGGGCAGAACAAUUGGGCGAUCGUAUGUUAUUUCCAAGUUGGAGGAUUACCCACAGUUUCAAGCUGUUGCAAUUGCUAUUGAAAAAUCUGGAUUUAAGAUUGUCUUGCUGCUUCGGCUUGUUCCGUUACUUCCGUUUAACAUGUUGAAUUACCUUUUAUCCGUGACUCCAGUUUCCAUAUGGGAGUACAUGAUGGCUUCAUGGUUGGGAAUGAUGCCGAUUACCUUUGCACUUGUGUAUGUUGGAACAACUUUGAAGGACCUGGCUGCUGUUACUCAUGAAUGGAGUCAAUUCUCAAAAACUCGUUUGGCACUAGUUGUUCUAAGUUUUGUGGUGUCUGUGGUGUUGAUGGUAGUUGUGACGAAAGUUGCAAAGUCGGCUCUUGAGAAGGCUUUGGCAGAAGAUGUGGAUAAAGCUGUAGUAGAUGACAUCGGCAGCAAUUCAUCCACUGUUGUAGAUCUGCAUGAGCCGCUGCUUGUGCAAGAUUAGAUUGAUAUUCAUUCUUCCAACAUUUCUCUCUAUUCCUGUAUGUAUAGUCUACAAACAAAAGACCAAAAUUACUGUAAAUACAUAAGUCAUUAUUCGUAAGCUAGAGUCGGAUUUUAUUUUAGAAAAAUUAAAUAUCCUCCUACC